AUGACUCCUCGUUCUUUCAUCGUGCCGCCUCCUCGGCCUUCGUCUCACACCUCCACUCGUCCCUCCCCCCUCGGGGAUCCGUCACUCCACUCUGCUUACAUCUGUCCAGUGCAGGACUUCAGAUGUGGAUUUCAGUGCAGAGCGGUGGGGGUGUGGAGGAGGAGGAGGAGGAAGAUGACGGUGGAGAUGCCGGGAGUGAUGGAGGCCGAUUCCCCAGGUCAAAGUGGAGCAGGAAACAACUGGGCCAAAGGUCACUACACAGAGAGGACAGAGCUGGUGGAUUCGGUCCUGGAUGUGGUGAGAAAAGAGGCCGAGAGCUGCGAGUGUCUGCAGGGAUUCCAGCUCACACGCUCCCUGGGAGGAGGAACCGGUUCAGGCAUGGGCACCCUGCUCAUCAGCAAGAUCAGAGAGGAAUACCCCGACCGCAUCAUGAACACCUUCAGUGUGGUGCCCUCUCCUAAGGUAUCAGACACGGUUGUCGAGCCGCACAAUGCCACACUGUCAGUCCACCAGCUGGUAGAAAACACAGACGAGACCUACUGCAUGGACAACGAAGCAUUAUACAGUAUUUUACAUUCACCGACAGUAUUUGAAAAAAUGAAAACUUAUCUCACUUAGCUGAAGUCACCAGUCAGUUAAAACUUGACCAAACAAAUCUUCAUUCACAGCACUGACAAUCACGAGUUUUGUUUUUUUUAUUCAUCAUGAUCCCAGUUAGAAGAGUCUGGAGUCAUCUGCAUCCAUGCAAGAAAUCAUGAGAAAAGAAGAAGAAGAAGAAUCAGAAGAAGAAUCAGCUUUUUA
Molecule: messenger RNA, 801 nt
Organism: Scatophagus argus
Lineage: Eukaryota; Metazoa; Chordata; Actinopteri; Scatophagidae
Product: tubulin beta chain-like
Exons: 3
Coding region: 1-618 (205 amino acids)
Biological process (GO): mitotic cell cycle; microtubule cytoskeleton organization
Cellular component (GO): cytoplasm; microtubule
Molecular function (GO): GTP binding; structural constituent of cytoskeleton; GTPase activity
Source: RefSeq, a predicted model, not a curated record